UCAGGCAAAGUAGUGGUGUUUAAUAUAGUCAUAGUGUACUGUAAGUAAUAAGUAUACACACACAGAAGCACCGUUGAAUGCAUUUUAAUUGAGCUGAUCCCAUCACCCAGUACUUCAGAAAUCUGAAAAGAAAUGGCUUGUCAAAAUCCACCUCAAGCAAGUGGAGGCAGUGGAGACCAUGCCAAGAAAGUAGCCAGUCAUUACAACCAGUUAGAGGAGGCAGGCCUUGUAGAGCGGACUCGUAGUCGCAUCUUCUACCUUAGAAAUUUCAACAAUUGGAUCAAAAGCGUGCUUAUAGGCGACACCUUGAACAAGCUAAGAGAACAAGACUAUCAGAAGAAGCUCUCAGUCCUAGAUCUGUGCUCAGGGAAGGGGGGAGACUUGUUGAAGUGGAAGAAAGGAAGGAUCCAUCAUUUAGUUUGUGCAGAUAUAGCUGCAACAUCAGUAGAACAAAGUGAAGCUCGACACAAGCAGAAUGUACAGAGAGAGAGGAACCAGAUUUUUACUGCUGAGUUUAUUGUGGCUGACUGUACCAAGGAGCGACUGAAGAUGAAAUAUUCCAACCCCAGCCAAAAGUUUGACCUGGUCAGCUGCCAGUUUUCAUUCCACUAUUGUUUUGAGAGCUAUCCCCAGGCCAUGAUGAUGUUACGUAAUGCUUGUGAAUGUCUCAAGCCUGGUGGCUACUUCAUUGGUACUACACCCAACUCUAAUGAAAUUGUGAGGCGCCUCAGAAACACAGACACCACAUCUUUUGGCAAUGAUGUCUACAGAAUUUCUUUCCCGCAUGAGGAAAAACAAAAGUUCCCUUUGUUUGGUGCAAUGUACAACUUCCAUCUAGAAGGUGUGGUCGACUGUCCAGAGUUUUUGGUCUACUUUCCCGUGCUGGAGAAAAUGGCAGCUCAGUUUGGUAUGAAGCUGGUCAACAAACACACCUUUGCUGAUUUCUUCAAGGAGAACUUACAGAGCAAAGACAACCUCUCACUUUUAAAUGCCAUGCAAGCACUGGAGCCAUAUCCACCAAUGGAGGGGACAGAACCCAUGAGCGCCAAGGAGGAGGACUAUAAAAUUGCUAAAGAAUUCCACACAUCUGUUAAUGAUUCUGAGCAGGCAGAUCAACAUCGGCGUCCGCCAAGAAUUGGGACAUUAUCUCAAGCAGAGUGGGAAGCUGCCACCAUCUACCUCGUAUUUGUGUUCCAAAAAGUUGAAGACAAAUCCCCAUUCCAGUCAAGUCCAUCAGAACAAUCUUGACAUGUUUGUGACUGAUAAUGUGACUGACAUAGACUUGUUUGUUCUGGUCCAAGUCUGAGAGGAUGGCACUGACAACACAGCUAUAGACAUUUGCUUGUGACAUACGGGGAGGGUGCCCAUAGACAUCUCAUCAUGGAGGCCGGCGAGAUUCCUGACAUGCGGACUGCUGCUGUAUUUGGCUAACAUUUUCUGACAUCUGCAACUGGUUACCAUGGUAACUGAGGACAUCUCAGCAGACUGAUGUUGACAUGACAGGCAUCUCUAUUAAAGUCAACAUCCAUUCUAG
Molecule: messenger RNA, 1534 nt
Organism: Physella acuta
Lineage: Eukaryota; Metazoa; Mollusca; Gastropoda; Physidae
Product: mRNA cap guanine-N7 methyltransferase
Biological process (GO): 7-methylguanosine mRNA capping
Cellular component (GO): nucleus
Molecular function (GO): mRNA 5'-cap (guanine-N7-)-methyltransferase activity
Source: RefSeq, a predicted model, not a curated record